Messenger RNA from Sycon ciliatum, 4218 nucleotides. RefSeq lists its product as uncharacterized. The coding region runs from base 3 to 3044 and encodes 1013 amino acids. Lineage: Eukaryota; Metazoa; Porifera; Calcarea; Leucosolenida; Sycettidae. The record is from RefSeq and is a predicted model, not a curated record. The transcript has 16 exons.
ACAUGACAUGCCUAGACUCUGCAGUAGCAAGUAAUAAGAGCUGGCUUGCUCAGCCUGCGGCUAGACUAAGGGCAAUUAUCCGCCAUCUUGAGAGCAAGUACCCAGAGGAGCAGAAGAAGGUAAUGGAAAUUGUUCGACAUGCCGCUGACAAGGCGACUGCUCAUCCUCACAACCUUCGUUUUCUUCAGACUUACCUUCAGCUGGAGGAAUUUUAUUCCGAAGGCCAAGUGGACGCUAACACUCUAGUUGUUCUAGUUAGCGGGGAACAACUUGUUGGGAAGUCCACACUGAUCAAGACAUUGAGAAACAUAGGCACCAAUGGCACAUCGAACGACUCGAAACGAACCCGAGGCAUCCAGAUGUCCAACUUCACUGAUGAGCGUGGUCAGCAUUUGCGUAUCAAAGAUCUCGCUGGGCAGGACGCGUUUUCAGCGACACACGACAUUUUCUGCCUAUCCACAUCAGUACCAAGCCUCGGUCUUGCUGUUGUCAAUAGCAAAUGGGACGAGAAACUGAUAACAACAAGCAUAACCACCACAGCUGGUCGGUUUUUGAGCAGGAUGCCACCAUCGGUAACAUCAGACCAGCCGUUCAAUGUCAUGAUCAUUGCGACCUUCCGCGACGAGAUCAAGAAAGAGGACCAUGGAAAACUUGCUGCAAAGCUUGCCACAAGCUAUAGUAGUGUCGAGAAGGAGUUUGGUGAUAAACUCCACUUUCGAGGACGCUUUGCUAUCAAUGCCACCGUCAAUGACGCAGACUUCGAUCGCCUGAGAGUCAAACUUUCUGAGGUCUGCAGAGAUAUCCUGAGCAAAUCUUGCAAGCAACCCAAAGUGCUCGGGCAGGCAGAGGAAAUACUGGCACAACUGCAUGACAACAUCCGAGAGCCAUUCUCAACAAAUCUGGAGUUCUGUCGACAGUUGUGUGCUGCUAGCCACGUAGAGUAUGAUGACGAUGAAGACAGCAUCAACACCGAACAAAUCCGUCGCUAUCGCAAGAUCCUCAAUGCGUAUGGGCUGAUUGUUUCUUUCUCAUCACCUGAGCUGGACGACAUCAUUGUUAACCGACCCAACUGGUUGCUCUCCACGGUCAUUGGUCUCAUUUUCGCACCACCUGGGCUUGACGACGAAGAUAUGCUCCACUUCAAAGAUGGUGUUGCAAAGGUCCAGAAAGUCCUGGCCAAGCUUAACAGCUGCGAAGGAGCAGAAGGUCAGGGCCCUCUGCUGCUGCAGAUGGUAAUACAGCUAGGUGUGUUGCUCCAGGAGAAAGAAAGGAUCCUGGCACCCAGCCGUCUUCCGACCGCUGACAACUGCCUCGGCCCACUGGCCAAGAAAGAUUCAUCACCUCGGUCGGUGUGCGCAGGAGUCUCUUUCACGACUCAGCACUGCUUCUCCACUGCUCUUGUUAUCCGGCUGCAGACAGAGCUGUACGCCUAUUUCCACGAGCUUCACGGCAUUCCUGCUGAGCUCUGGAAGAAUCUGGUGGUAGUGACUCCAGUCCAUUCCACAGCCCGUGGUUGCAUCUCCGUCACGGACAGCCUGCGCCAAGCUGUUGCUGUUGUCCAUGCGCCUGUUGAAGAUACGCUAGAUGGCUAUUGUCUGCUGGCUCUGUUGCGUAAGGUGUUUGAGAGGCUCGCUGCACAGUAUAGUCCGGGCACUAAUUACUCCACGAGCAUCCUCAGCUCUGCUUCUAUUCGUCAGCACCUCCACGAGCCAAGCACCAAGUUUGAUUUCGCUGUGUACGAUGCAGAGCAAGUCCGAUCAUCCGUAGCUACACAGGGUAUUCUCUCCAUUACCUACAGUUACGUUGAUCGUGCCCCGCUUCUUCUCGAAUGGCCGGUCAACCAUGCUUCACUGCUCUCUGCAAAGUCCUUUGAGUCCGUCCGAGAAAGCCUUGGUGAGUCCGACCUGCCUGCACUAGCCACCUGCCUGGGCCUUACAUCAUCAUCUUCAUCAUGUGUGUACAGUAAUCAUCUACACGCUGCAGCAGCAUUGGUCCACAGCUGGGCAGUUACCGACUACCAUCACACCUCAACCAAGCUUCACCAGCUGCUAGUGAAAUCACCGAACGCCCAGCGCUUUGCAAAGAUCUGCAACGUGCUACGGCAGCAUGAAGAACUGCUGGCCACCGAUUACCCGGACAUAUUCCGGAAGCGUCGGGUGCAAGCCAUCCAGCCGGUCUCCACCGGCGCUACUGCAUCCACUGUUCAAUCAGACUCUGCAGACAGCGUUCCUUCGAGCAGCCAGUCACACUCUGAUCAAGCCAGUCAGUCCACUGCUGCUCGGCAAGCUGAUGCUGGCCAUGCUGAGCAUCACGCUCCUGAUGGAAGCUGUGGGAUUUUCCUAUCCACUUCACCACUCCAUGGCAUGUGGUCAACGGACGAACGCAUUGCAAACCUGUAUGAAGCGGAGCUCUCUGAACAAACAGGCCAUGCUGAGCGUCAUGCUGCUCAUGGAUUCUGUGGUAUUGUCCUACCCACUUCACCACUCCAUGCCAUGUGGUCAACAUACGAACGCAUUGCAAACCUGUAUGAGGAGGAUGAAGCGGAGCUCCCGGGACAAACAGACUGGGCAGAGAGCGUUCCUUCGAGCAGCCAGACACACUCUGAUCAAGCCAGUCAGUCCACUGCUGCUCGCCAAGAUGAUGCUGGCCACGAGCAUCACGCUGCUGAUGGAAGUUGUUGUACUUUCCUAUCCACUUCACCACUACUGAAAGUUUUGUCAGAAAUUUCUGACUUUCGAAGGUUCAGCCGAAGCAUGGAACGGUGCAUCAGCCGCCUUAAGCGUGAGGACUUUGCCCAAGCCGUUGCAAUACUGAUUGACCCAGAAUACAGCAACGAUUUCAAAGACGACAUGCAAGACUUUAUCGUGAGAAACGACCUUGGCACCACUAACAUACCGGAUAAUAUGCAAGGUGUUAUCAGGUGGGCCGUGGACCAAGCUGCAACGCGUGAAAUCACCCUGGCCGAGUUGAAGAAGAUUGCGCUAGACCUGAAUCCCGAAAAGAAGAAAAGGAUUGAGACAACAUUCCAUGUUGAAACAUGGUGAGGCGUCAUCUUGAAGCUGCCCUGCCCAGCGGUGGCCUCUAUUUGUUCCUGGCUUGACUGUCAACUGUCUACAUUCUACUGGUAGUGAGUCGCUCGACAGCAGAACACCUCAAGCAUCUGAAGACCAUCUUCCAUCACUUGGCAGAGUAUGGUCUGGUGGUCAUUGCAAGCAAGUGUGUCUUCAUGCAGCCCUCCGUGACAUUCCUGGGUCACAAUGUCAAAGCCACUGCCGGCGGUGGCAUUGAGACACUGGCAGAGAAGGUCAAGGCCAUGGUGGACUACCCUGCUCCAGACACUCACUCUGCUCUCUACCUCGCUUUCUGGGUUUAGUCAAUCUCUACCGACGCUUCAUCCCGGAUUGUGCAUGCAUUCUUGAGCCGCUCUCGGAUUUGUUAGCAGGCCCUCAAUCUCCCACAAACCUUUGUCGCGAACGUAGCAAUAAAAUACAUAAAAAUAAAUUCGGAAUAACUCAUUUCUAUUUUGAAUUACAUGACGAUGAUUAACAUUAGUGUUUUCGUAUAUACCAUGACAAUGAUUGUGCUCUCUUACUCUCUCUCUUACAUUGUGGCUGAUUCCACGCUUGGGUUAGCAGAAUUCUGGUUCCCUAUCUUCAUUUCUAAGGAUUGACUCCAUUCCACUUCAAAGUAGCUUCGGAGGUAGUCUUCGUUUCUCUAGUCUUUGCAUUUCGUUCUCAAACAAAUUCUUCGUUAUGUUUUCGUGCCGUGAGUAGUCUCGGGCUCUUGAUUUGUUUUGCUCGCGCGUGACUUUCCUUUCUGUUUUUUUGUUUGUUUGUUAUGCAUGACCCUGAUGACGCAUUGGUAUGAUGUGUAUGUGGACGUGAUCACUUGCCUACGUGACUACGUGUUCACUAACUACAGCCAAUACUAGGCUAGUGCACUUUAGCUGUAAGCUAGUGCACUUUAGCUGUAGGCUAGUGCACUUUAGCGAUUCGCUCUCCUUACUGCUACUUCUUCUGCAUUUCUAUUUUGUCACUUCACUAGUUCCUUUUUCCACCAUUCCACGUCAAUGAAAGUUGUGGUCGCCAUUUUAAGGCAUGAUCUUUGUGCACAGAUGCCUGUAGAUGCAGCUGCCCUGUUUCCGUUCCAUUUGGAUCUUUAUUGAGAAAGAAACUUUCCUAAUCAUAAAAUAAUGAAGAAACGUUGUUUGUAAAUUUG